Messenger RNA from Zygosaccharomyces rouxii, 1245 nucleotides. It is a transcript of the gene SUA5, whose product is annotated as threonylcarbamoyladenylate synthase. The coding region runs from base 1 to 1245 and encodes 414 amino acids. Gene Ontology annotation, cellular component: cytoplasm. Lineage: Eukaryota; Fungi; Ascomycota; Saccharomycetes; Saccharomycetales; Saccharomycetaceae. The transcript has a single exon. Gene Ontology annotation, molecular function: nucleotidyltransferase activity; tRNA binding; double-stranded RNA binding. The record is from RefSeq and is a predicted model, not a curated record. Gene Ontology annotation, biological process: regulation of translational fidelity.
AUGAUCAAGAGGUUUAUUUCCAAGAUGUCCAACGUAUUAGAAACUAAAAUUCUUAAAGUUGAUCCGGCUUCAAUUCACUUCCCUGAAGAUGCUCAUUUAAACGGAUCCCUUCCAACUAUCACAGACCCAAUAAGUGAAAAAAAUCUGUUGGAGGCUGCCAAAAUCAUACGAGGUAACUUAGAACCGGUGGCAUUCCCCACAGAGACAGUUUACGGUUUAGGUGGUAGUUCUUUAAGUGAUGAAGCUGUGAAAAGCAUAUAUAGGGCAAAGAAUAGGCCUAGUGAUAAUCCCCUGAUUACACACGUCUCAUCAAUUGAUCAACUUAAUAGAAAAAUCUAUCAGGAAAAGCACAGUUCUCUUUUCCAAAAUAUUCCAAACUCUUACCAUCCUUUAAUCUCCAAGUUAUGGCCAGGUCCUUUAACAAUCCUAUUACCGGUACCACUAAAAACUAGUGCACUUUCCAAAUUGACCACAGCUGACCAACCUACCUUUGCGGUACGUAUACCUUCGAAUCCAAUUGCAAGAGCUCUGAUUGCUCUAAGUGAUACGCCUAUAGCGGCGCCCUCUGCUAAUGCUUCUACAAGACCAUCACCAACAAUGGCGUCACACGUCUACCACGAUUUGAAAGGUAGGAUUCCAUUGAUCUUGGAUGGAGGUCCAUGUAAAGUGGGUGUAGAAAGCACAGUGGUGGAUGGACUCUCUAAGCCACCCCUGUUACUACGACCAGGUGGAUUCACUUAUGAACAGAUUGUGGAGUUGGGCGGUCAAGAUUGGAAGGAUUGUAGAGUGGAACGUAGAAAAGUUGUGGCGGAAGGAGAGCAGGUAAGAACGCCAGGAAUGAAAUACAAGCAUUAUGCACCUUCUGCUAAAGUGAUACUGUUGGUGCCUAAGCCUCAAAGGACGGAUUCUGACAGAAUCGAGGAAUUGAAACGACUCAUUUCACAAGAAUUACAAAAUGAAGAUGCUAAUACCAUUAAAAAGCUUGCCAUUUUGACAAGUUUGCAUUUAGGAGCCACUGAAAUUCAAGAUUUGACUGUGGGUGACUCGAAGAUUAAACCAAUAGUGGUAAAAUUAGGUAAUACUGGUGAAGAAAUACAGGCAAAUUUAUUUGCCGCUCUCCGCCAGGUGGAUGAAAUUGAUAAUGUGAACUUAAUAUUCGUGGAGGGCAUUAGUGAAGAUCGUGAAGGUUUGGCAAUCAUGAACAGAUUGAGGAAGGCAGCUGGUGAUCACUGCGUCUCUUUUUAA